Messenger RNA from Sebastes umbrosus (honeycomb rockfish), 875 nucleotides. RefSeq names its product coiled-coil domain containing 12 (gene ccdc12). Gene Ontology annotation, cellular component: U2-type spliceosomal complex; post-mRNA release spliceosomal complex. Lineage: Eukaryota; Metazoa; Chordata; Actinopteri; Perciformes; Sebastidae. The record is from RefSeq and is a predicted model, not a curated record. Bases 44 to 571 code for a protein of 175 amino acids. The transcript is spliced from 7 exons.
GCUCGACGGUCGUUUCUACAUCCUCAGUCAGGGCCGUUAAUGGAUGUCGGAGCGCAUCAAGCGGCGUGUAGAGAUAAACAUGGAGCGAAAUGUUGGGUCGCUUCAGGAGCAGGCUCUGAAGAGAAAAGAGAGGCUGAGAGCCAUCAGAGACAAACAACUUUACGGGCGAGAGCAGGAAGAUGGGGAACCAGAGAACAAAAAGGCGUCACUAGAGGAGCCUACUGAAGGAAAGCACAGAGAGCUGAAGCUGAGGAAUUAUACUCCAGAGGAUGAAGAGCUGAAGGAGAGGCAGGUGCCCAAAGCCAAACCUGCAUCAGUGGAGGAUAAAGUAAGAGAUCAGUUAGAGGCAGCUAAUCCAGAGCCCAUCAUUGAAGAAGUGGAUUUGGCCAACCUCGCCCCAAGAAAACCAGACUGGGAUCUAAAGCGUGAUGUGGCAAAGAAACUGGAGAAGUUGGAGAGGCGAACACAGAGAGCCAUCGCCGAGCUCAUCCGGGAUCGUCUCCGAGGCAGCGAGGAGGAGUUGGCCGAAGCGGUGGGAGCAGUAGGAAUGGAGGAGGGAGACUCUGACUGAAUCCAGGAUGUGACGGGUAAAUAAAAGGAGACGACAAGAGGAAUGGCCUCAGUUUACUGGGACUGUGUUGUCACAUCUGAGUUGUGCUCAAAGAGACGGACACUUUUCAUCACUGCAGGGAGUAAAAUAAUGUCAGGUCUUCAUAUUUCGUAGUGAGUCCUGCUUCAUUGCAUUAUUACAUAUGAUUAUGUAGUAGUACAUUCUGUGUGUGUGGUUUAUUGAUGUGCAUUUGUAAUGUAACAUCAAUAUCUUGUUGUAAUUUUUAUAUUUUCAAGUAAAAUAUUGUGAUUUUUUUCAAUUAUUA